AAACAAUAAAUUAUAAUUUUUCAACGUUUACUUUUGAAACAUCAGUGUACAUAGCUAAGCAAUCUCUUUCUCUGUAUAUUCUUCGCUAUUUUCUUAGCUGUCCUACAAAAUUUAUCACUAAAAAAAAAAAGAAAGAAAAAAGGUUCUUAAAAAUCCUUUCUUUUGUGCGCUGUAAUGUGUUUGAGCCUUGAGGCCACCUUAAAACAUUCAAACUCUCUUGCUGGCACAACAAAACAACGACACACAACAAGUAAAACCUGAGAGAGAGAGAGAGAGGGUAAAAGGGUAUUAGAUCCUUCAACCAGAUCAAAUUGAAAACAACCAACCCAUUUCUUGGUCUAGAUUUGUUAGCAUUGCAGAAGAACCAGAUACCCCCAACAAUGGAGGUUGUAGAGAAGGAGAAGAAGAAGUACAUCACCUCAGAGGAGCUGAAGGGUCACAACAAGGAGGGAGAUUUAUGGAUCUCAAUUCAAGGUAAGGUGUACAAUGUCUCAGAUUGGGUGAAGGAGCACCCUGGUGGUGAUGUUCCAAUCUUAAACCUUGCUGGCCAGGAUGUCACUGAUGCAUUCAUAGCAUACCAUCCUGGCACAGCAUGGUCACACCUUGACAAAUUCUUCACUGGCUACCACCUCAGUGACUUCAAGGUCUCUGAGGUGUCCAAAGACUACAGAAAGCUUGCAUCUGAGUUCUCAAAAUUGGGUCUUUUUGACACCAAAGGCCAUGUCACUUCUUGCACCCUUGCAUCUGUUGCUGUUAUGUUCCUCAUUGUGAUGUAUGGUGUGUUGAGGUGCACUAGUGUGUGGGCUCAUUUGGGCUCAGGCAUGCUAUUAGGGUUGCUUUGGAUGCAAAGUGCUUAUGUGGGUCAUGAUUCUGGCCACUAUGUGGUUAUGACAAGCAAUGGUUUCAACAAGGUUGCACAGAUCCUCUCUGGGAACUGCUUGACUGGGAUAAGCAUUGCUUGGUGGAAGUGGACUCACAAUGCUCACCACAUUGCCUGCAACAGCCUUGAUCAUGACCCUGAUCUGCAGCACAUGCCGGUCUUCGCCGUGUCCUCGCGGUUCUUCAAUUCGAUAACUUCUCAUUUCUAUGGGAGGAAGUUGGAGUUUGAUUUCAUUGCAAGGUUCUUGAUCUGCUACCAGCACUUCACUUUUUACCCGGUUAUGUGUGUUGCCAGGGUCAACUUGUAUCUGCAGACCAUUCUGCUAUUGUUUUCGAGGCGUAAAGUGCAGGAUAGAGCCUUGAACAUAAUGGGGAUCCUUGUGUUUUGGACUUGGUUCCCUCUUUUGGUGUCUUUCCUGCCAAAUUGGCCUGAGAGGGUUAUGUUUGUGCUUGCUAGCUUUGCUGUUUGUUCCAUCCAGCACAUUCAGUUCUGCUUGAAUCACUUUGCUGCAAAUGUGUAUGUUGGGCUACCGAGUGGGAAUGACUGGUUUGAAAAGCAGACAAGUGGGACAUUGGAUAUCUCUUGCUCCUCUUCGAUGGAUUGGUUCUUCGGUGGCUUGCAGUUUCAGCUUGAGCAUCAUUUGUUUCCAAGGCUACCUCGGUGCCAAUUGAGGAACAUUUCGCCUUUGGUCAGUGACCUUUGCAAGAAGCAUAAUUUGCCUUAUAGGAGCUUGUCAUUUUGGGAGGCCAAUCAGUGGACAAUUAGGACCCUCAGGACUGCUGCCCUACAGGCUAGGGACUUGACAAACCCUGCCCCUAAGAAUUUGUUGUGGGAAGCUGUUAAUACCCAUGGCUGAGGUAUUUGGAGUUUAUAGAGUUUAGGAUUUUGUCAAGGUCUUUUUUUUUUGUUUUCUCUUGAAAAAGAAAAAAAAAAAUCUCAUUGUGAUUUUGCUAGCCACCACUUUUCCAGUUUGGGCUUUGAAUUUAACUUUUUGUUGGGUGUGGUGUAGAAAUGGAUGGUGAUCCAGAUGUUACUGCAGUUCAUGUGCUUUUCAUCAAUACAAAAUUAAUAUCAUGUAUGCCCUUUUGCCUUUUUACUUCUAUUUCCUUACCUUGGCAUAGGGUUUCUUAAUGUCUGUAAGUUAUUAUACCAUCCGUGUUGAUCUUGUUAUACCAUGGUUGCAUCAUUACAAAAUUCAUAGUAUAC
Molecule: messenger RNA, 2086 nt
Organism: Glycine soja
Lineage: Eukaryota; Viridiplantae; Streptophyta; Magnoliopsida; Fabales; Fabaceae
Product: delta(8)-fatty-acid desaturase 2-like
Exons: 2
Coding region: 381-1736 (451 amino acids)
Biological process (GO): lipid metabolic process
Cellular component (GO): membrane
Molecular function (GO): oxidoreductase activity, acting on paired donors, with oxidation of a pair of donors resulting in the reduction of molecular oxygen to two molecules of water
Source: RefSeq, a predicted model, not a curated record